CGCUUUGAAGUCAGCGCGGGCGCAGAUAUGCUGUGCCGGCUAGGCGGCAGGUGGCUGCGGCCGCUGCCUGCCCUGCAGCUCGGGGCCUGGGGCCCGCCGCUUGCGCUGGCCCCAACAAGCGGCCCCAAGCGCUCCGCUCUGCCUCUGUGGGCGGUGGCGUCAGUCUCUGCAGUGGGCCCGAGCGGCUGGUAUGAGGCCCUGGCCACGUCGGCGCCCGUGCAGGGCGCAGAGGAGGUGCUGCUCGCCGCGCACACCGCCACGGGCCUGCCCUGGUGGGGCACGAUCCUCCUCACCACCGUGGCCUUGCGCGGCGCCGUCACGCUGCCACUGGCAGCCUACCAGCAUUACAUCCUAGCCAAGGUGGAAAAUUUGCAGCCAGAAAUAAAAAACAUUGCGAAGUGUCUUAACCAAGAAGUUGCAGUUCGUGCAGAUCAGUUGGGGUGGUCCAAAAGAGUUGCCAGGCUCACUUACCUAAAGAAUAUGCGGAGGCUUGUUUCAGAGCUGUAUGUUCGGGAUAACUGCCAUCCUUUUAAGGCCACUCUGUUGGUCUGGAUUCAGCUUCCCAUGUGGAUCUUCAUGUCUGUUGCUCUCCGGAAUUUUAGCACAGGGGCAACACAUUCAGAAGCAGGUUUUCCUAUUCAGGAGCAGCUAGCUUCUGGUGGGGUCCUGUGGUUUCCUGACCUCACUGCACUGGAUUCCACUUGGAUUCUGCCUGUCUCCGUUGGUGUCAUCAAUUUAUUAAUAGUGGAGAUUUUUGCUCUGCAAAAAAUUGGAAUGUCUCGUUUUCAGACAUAUAUUACGCACUUUGUCCGUGCAGUAUCUGUGUUGAUGAUUCCAAUUGCUGCAACAGUACCUUCAGUGAGUAACCACCAGCAUUGUAUAUAGCAUGUGCUAAAUCCUCUCUGUUCUUAGCUUAGACUGGCUGGGAUUCUGCCUCUUCUAUUGAGCUUCCUCUAACUACUCAACCCCUUACUGGUUUCCGAGUUUCUGUAGUAACUAAUCUGUCUCUAUCACCAAGUGACACUUGAAUAUUUCUUGGGAUUGGUUAAUCUUCCUUUAUGUGAAUGUGUCUUAACUCUCCUUCUAAAUCAAACUCCUUUUUCCUUAUGU
Messenger RNA from Ceratotherium simum simum (southern white rhinoceros), 1110 nucleotides. Lineage: Eukaryota; Metazoa; Chordata; Mammalia; Perissodactyla; Rhinocerotidae. The record is from RefSeq and is a predicted model, not a curated record.